GGCAAUUUCAUCAGACGGCUCGACCUAUUCGUUCCUUUCACUUCUUCGGUCCUUCUUACGACUCAGUGUUCCGUCUGUCCCUUUGUCAUCACGUCCACCUCACCCACCUUCACCCACCUUCGUCUUCUGCAGUCUUCUUGACGUUCACUUGGAUUGGCCCCCGUGCUUGUUCCGUCGUUUCCCCUGGGCGGUUCUCGCAAUAGCGCUUAGCUAGCAACUCUUUCUUUUCUCUUCUCUCCGUGCGGUCGGCAAGGAGCUGGUGCUCCCCCGUGCUGCGGUAUUGUCGUCCGGAUGGCGCAGUACAGCACUUUGCCGGCUGUCGAGCAGCAGCCUGUGAAGGCGCAUCUGUCGACUCCAGCGCCUACGAUGGACCCUUUGGGCAAAUACACGCUGAAGCAUCAAGGUGCUUUCUCUGCGGUGGAGGCCAUCGUGGCGAAGGAGGAUGGGCUAACGAGCUUGAAGGCCGUGGGCCGGGCGAUGGUGACCAUGCACAAUAACGUGGAUUUGCGCGUCGAGCUAGAAGGCGGCAUGGGUCAAGCUUGCUGUCGCUGCUGCUGCGCAGGUUCGUCCGCUUUCUUGACGCACUUCUUCAUCAAGCCGGAACUGCCGCCCGGAACACGUGGCGACGUGCUGUUGGCCCCGUCAGUCCCGGGAGAAACCAUCCUGCUUCAUCUCCAGGGUUCAGGGGAUGACUGGAUUAUGCAGAAGGGCGCUUUCUUGGCCUGCGAUCCGGAGAUAGAGAUCGGAGUUCACACCCAAGGGGUAGUCACGGGGUGUUUCGGUGGGGAGGGCAUCUUCGUCCUGAGGGCAUCUGGCCGAGGCCGCUUGCUGGUGAGCUCGUUCGGCAGCAUUAUCAGGUACGACCUAGGCCCCGGGGAGGUUCGCAAAAUUGACAACGGGGCGUUGGUGGCUUGGCAAUCUCACAUGGAUUACACCGUGGGCAAGGCAUCGAGAUCCCUCUUUGCGACUAUCUUCAGCUCUGAAGGAUUUGUCACGCGAUUCACAGGACCUGGCACUGUCUUCGCUCAGACACGUACCGUCAAAGGACUCGCCGACGCAAUCGCUCCGUACCUUCCUUACCAGAGUGCGGGUGGAGACGGCGGUGCAGGUGCAGAUGCAGGUGCAGGGUCCGGGUAACGCUCUUCUUCUCCUCUCUCUCUCUCUCUCUCUCUCUCUCUCUCUCUCUCUCUCUCUCUCUCNCUCUCUCUCUCUCUCUCUCUCUCUCUCUCUCUCUCUCUCUCUCUCUCUCUCUCUCUACGUCUCUCUACCGUCUUCCCCCGAACACAAUGCACCCUGAUUGACCGGAAAUAUAGUUACGGUACAUUCAUUAGCAGGGUGCGUUAUGCUUGGGGGAAGACGGUAGUAUCCUCAGCCUCUGGCUGUUCUUAUCUCUUUCGUUGCUUCCCGUCCAUCUUUGCGGAAAAAACGAGGGCAACGUGAAAGGGAUGCUACGCGAUUCCAUCGAGGAUCGGGUGAGAUCUCCGUUUUCUGCUUGCUCCAUCUCCACCCCCUCAUCACCUCUUCUUUCUAUCCCCUAAUCUACUGACCUAACGCUCAAACUAACACCGUAGUUGAACUCGCACGGCCCCAAAAUCUCCGAACUAACAAAGACGAUUAGCGCUAUCCUCCGAUUAUUACUAUUACGUUUAUCCUAUCCUUCCUGGAUUGAGUUUAGAUUAUCCUUUGAAUAGGUUGGUCCUUCGGUAAUUAGUUUGAAUCCUUCGUUGAUUAGAUUCAAAAGUAGCACUUUUGGUUGGGGGUUAACUUUUAUCGGUCGCCGGUCAUGUAUCGAUCGGACAGGGAUGUAUAUAACCUGUAUAUAACAUUGCCGUAAUAUAUGUGACACUGGCGUUGCUGACAUAACAUUUUUGACGUAUUGAUAGCUUUGGAGGUAUGUUGCAGCAGUUUUUUUUUUUUUUGUUUUGGGAGCAGCAGUAUUUUCAAUCGGAAGGAAACUUGUAAACGAACGAGAGAAAGUUUAGAAGACAUUCUGGAGAAGCUGGUUGGUUGAUAAUCAAGCGCGAGAGAGAAAUAUGGUCAUCAACUUGAAGGAUUGAUUGACCCAUCUAUCAUCGCCGACGAUGGCAAGUUUUUUUGCCGCUUUACCCUCCGCGUGCGACUCAAAUUUUAUUUAUUCGACCUGAUUCGCCAGGCUGCAACCUGGUAUUACUGCAUUACCUUGAUCUGAUUCGUUAAGAUUCGUCCUGCUGAUCUGUUUAUUACUCGUUAGAUGCCUGUAUCAUUCAGUCACAUGGGCUGAAUUUUGCCUGGUUUUCAAAUUGCUGUUUGUCCCCCUCCCUCCGGCGUCGCGUGCGAAGACCAACCGGGCUGUCCACCUGUGUGUUUGUGUGUGUUUUGUGUGUGUUGUUGUUGUGUGCGUGUGUGCGUGUGUGUUUGUGUGUGUGUGUGUGCGUUCCGUGUGUGUCCGUGUGUGUGCGUGUGUGCGUGUGAGCGCAUGCCUGUGUGUGAAUGUGUGCGUGUGUGCGUGUGUGUGUGUGUGUGUGUGUGUGUGUGUGUGUGUGUGUUCGUGCGUUUUCACCUCGAUGUGGAGAGCCGCAGAAUGUUCUUUCCCCCCCAACUCCCCUCCUUUUCCCUCUUCUCGCGGUUGGUCCUGAUUGUUUUUGGUCGUUCCGUUUUCUUUGUUUCGAGAUGUUCUUCUCUGUGUGUCGCCGAACCGAUCUAUCAGGAUAGUGAACGCUUAUGGUUUCUCGCUUUUAUUUGCUCCCGUGUUCCACGCUUUGUUGUGUAUCUGUUUCAUAUCUUAUGAUACACCUGCGUCGUGGCCAAAUAGCACGCAUCUAGCAGCCAAUAAUAGCAGUAGUAAAGGGUAAAGUCGAGAGCUGGGAACGCAGGGCUCAAGGGGCAAGCUUACAUCUUCAUCCUGCGCUAGGCAGUCAAUCCCUCUCUAUGGACGAAGAGGUAAUCAAUGCUGUUCCGCCAAGUUCUGGUUUUCAUUCAUACCUGAGAGGAUGUUUCAUCGGACGAUGGACCCGGACCGGUUUCCGGGAUGUGCCACUCAUCACGAAAAAGAAAAGGUCGAAAGCUGGGGGUUCCACCAUUCUCUUCGUGUGGUGCAUUCACAAUGUGUUUGGACGCGAUAUUCGUCAAUAUUCGACAAUAUUCGACAAUAUUUGUCGAGUAUUCGGUCGAUGCAUCCGCGAUGUUUUGGGGCGCGAUAUUCGUCAAUAUUGUUGAGUAAUUUGGUCGAUGCAUUCACGAUGUUUUGGGCGCGAUAUUCGUCAAUAUUUGUUGAGUAUCUGGUCGAUGUUUGCGUCAGUUCCGUCCAGUAAUGGUCCGACAGCAGUUGUAGUUCUGUUCCGUUCAUCUGGUUGACGUUGGAUUCGAACUCGGGUAUGUAAUUCAAGAGUUACUGGCUUUACCAGCUAAGCUAAGGCCCGUCGGUGAUAUUAUUAUCGAAGUAAGGGAGUGGCAGACGUAGAGGAAGUGCCUUUUACCCCCCAAAGGGGAAACUACGCGGGAGUCAUAAAAAUGAGUUAUAAUUGCAUUGCCGGCCAAGAUACAGUUUUUUUUUUUUUCCUUUUUUUAAAUAAAGGACGACGGCGUCA
This is a messenger RNA of Chara braunii, 3566 nucleotides long. The record is from the annotation of a GenBank genome assembly. NCBI's taxonomy places the organism in Eukaryota, Viridiplantae, Streptophyta, Charophyceae, Charales, Characeae.